Vollenhovia emeryi is the source of this 1231-nucleotide messenger RNA. RefSeq names its product putative 3,4-dihydroxy-2-butanone kinase. Lineage: Eukaryota; Metazoa; Arthropoda; Insecta; Hymenoptera; Formicidae. Gene Ontology annotation, biological process: glycerol catabolic process. Gene Ontology annotation, cellular component: cytosol. The record is from RefSeq and is a predicted model, not a curated record. Bases 219 to 1103 code for a protein of 294 amino acids. Gene Ontology annotation, molecular function: glycerone kinase activity. The transcript has 6 exons.
UCGCGAGUCGCCAUAUUUGUUUCGCAGGGCUUUCUCUCGCGUGCUCGCAAGUUCAGCCCGGCUGACUCGGCUCGACGAUAAGAAAUCGCUAUUCCACCGCAAUGCUGAUACUUUUGUUUAUCGAUAUACAGAAUGCACUCAAUUAGUAAUCGAUUUUCACAGUGAUUUCAGUACAGACAGCAGGGAAAUAAAAUUACGCCUCGGGUUUGUGAUGAAAAAUGAGGAAACGCCGCAGAACGUGGAGGAGCAAGAGUGAUAUCGAUUUCGGCCAAUUACAAAAAGUACAACGACUGUACGCGUUUCGACACUACGGUUGUCUUCUUCAGCGUGUUAAAAUUGAGCCGACUAGGAUCCAGGUGCCAAUAACAACAAGAAGAGGAAGAAGCGUGUUAAAAACGGCGCACGAGAACGGUACGUGUACUACAGGACCGAUGAUACAACCACAGAAUGGGCCAGCGUUUCUUACAGUUUUAACAUUUGCAUGCGAAGCCUUGAUAGCGUGUGCCAGACAACUCGAUAUAAUGGACGAAGAAUGCGGCGAUGGAGAUUAUGGUACCGUACUUGCGCGUAGUGCCGGUGCCAUAAAGUUAGCGAUCAAGGAAGGGAGACUUUUAGCAACGAGACCUGCCACAACACUUGUACAAAUAAGCCACAUCAUUGAAAGAGAAACAGGCGGCUCGGAAGGUGGAAUAUACUCGUUGUUUUUCGACGCUGCUGCUAAAAGCUUUCUCAGGUUUCGUAAUGACGAGCAAAUGACUGCCAGUAUGUGGCUGGCCGCUCUAACAUCUGCAAACAAGAUGAUAUCUGAAGUUAGUGGAGCGUCAAUCGGCGAUCGAACCAUGUUGGACGCUCUGAUACCUGCGGAAAAUCGAUUGACACAAGCAUUGAAUUCUGGUUCGAAUUCUGUCGAUGCGUUCGGGGAAGCCGUCAAAGCUGCCGAAACUUUUGCAAUGCAAACUGUGCAUAUGUCGGGCACUCGGUCCGCCGACUCCGACCGCAAGACAUUGAAAUAUCCGGAUCCUGGAGCACACGCUGUGGGCAUAUGGAUGAGAGCUGCUUACGAAGCUGUCAAGUUGAAAUUUGCUUACAAACUUCAAGUAUAGAUAAAAGAAGAGGCAAUUUUCGUUCAUCUCUCCCUAAUAUUUUCCAUCUUACAAUCAGUAAGAUUACGUGUACUCGUAGAAAUGUACGAAAAAUUUAAUAAAUCCUACAAUCUGUUGGAUCACUUUGA